UACCAUAUUCAGUCCCAAGUACACCACUUCCAAACCCUAUAAAUACAUCCACUCGCUCAUACUUCUUUCUCAAAUCUCAGAUCCAAUCAACUCUCUUUUUCAUAACAGUCCUCAUCAUGCUAUCUCAAGACCCUCCAACCAACACUCCUGCCGCUGCCAAAACUAGAGAAUUCAAUCUCCCUUCCGCCACCAUUACCACCACUCCCACCACCAUCAAAGCCGUAGAGUACAAGAAGUGUAUUGAACCAUCUUCCACUACUCCAAUGGGCCAGAAGCAGUCGCACAAGUGUGACGUGUGCGGAAAGUCUUUUCCGUCAUGCCAAGCACUCGGCGGCCACAAAACCAGCCACCGCAGUAGACCUCCGCCCACCACGCCUCCGCCGCCGCCGCCUCCGAAGACUUCAUCAUCACGAAUGUAUCUGAUUUCAAACCAGGAAUUCAAUCCCCCCGCCGCCGCCAUUAUCACCACUCCCACCACCAUCAAAGCCAUAGAGUACAAGAAGGGUAUUGAACCAUCUUCCACUACUCCACUGGGCCAGAAGCAGUCGCACAAGUGUGACAUGUGCGGAAAGUCUUUUCCGUCAUGGCAAGCACUCAGCGGCCACAGAACCAGCCACCGCAGUAGACCUCAGCCCACCACGCCUCCGCCGCCGCCGCCUCCGAAGACUCCAUCAUCGCGAAUGUAUCUGAUUUCAAACCAAGUGGUAGCAGCUGCACUAUGACGGCAAGAAGAGCAGCGUGAUCACUUCGGAGUGCAGCGCCUCCAGAAAUUGUCUAUUUUCUGGAUUUUGUAUGUAGAAAAGAAUUUCUAGGGUUUUUGUUGGUACAGGAAAUUGAAUCAAUAAAUCGAACAAA
Olea europaea var. sylvestris is the source of this 855-nucleotide messenger RNA. Its product is annotated as zinc finger protein AZF1-like. The record is from RefSeq and is a predicted model, not a curated record. Bases 117 to 722 code for a protein of 201 amino acids. NCBI's taxonomy places the organism in Eukaryota, Viridiplantae, Streptophyta, Magnoliopsida, Lamiales, Oleaceae. Gene Ontology annotation, molecular function: DNA-binding transcription factor activity. The transcript has a single exon.